Messenger RNA from Gracilinanus agilis (Agile Gracile Mouse Opossum), 1233 nucleotides. It is a transcript of the gene NCBP2AS2, whose product is annotated as NCBP2 antisense 2 (head to head). Lineage: Eukaryota; Metazoa; Chordata; Mammalia; Didelphimorphia; Didelphidae. The coding region runs from base 106 to 378 and encodes 90 amino acids. The transcript has a single exon. The record is from RefSeq and is a predicted model, not a curated record.
CCAGGGGCGCGCGGCUCGUGACGUCACCCGGUCGCGCCGCCUAGCUGACGUCACCACGCCCUGCGCACGCUCUGGCUCUCGCGCCACCGGGCUGGGGCUGGGACCAUGGUGCUGCGGCGGCUUCUGUUGGCUCUUAUCAACUCGCAACAGCUCGUGGAACGCCUGGCCGAGUCGAGGCCCAUCCGCCGGGCGGCGCAGCUCACGGCCUUUGCCGUGCUGCGAGCACGGCUCGGGAUCCGGGACGCGACGCGGGACCUGCGGGGACCCGUGGGACGUGCCGCGCGCUUCGGGGCCACCUUCUUGCGAGAGCUCCGCCGCGGCCUCCAGGACCGGCCCUCCGGGGGCAAGGACGGUCCGGGUCGGGGACUGAGAGACUGAGGCCUGCGGGAAGGGGCGCCCCCUCCUCCGGGAUCAUCGGCCCCACCUGAAGCCAGGGGAACGCUCCUCCCCCGGGGUCAUCCUCCAUUGCCCCCUCCCCCUCGGGGCUUGGGCCUGGGCUUCUCCCGGACGCCCGUGACCUUCAGCCCGGCCGCCUGGCCUGGAGGGAGGGACCCGGACAGACGCCAGGCUAGCGUCUCCCCCUUUCGCCCUUGAGAAGACUUUGUUUCUUCAGCUGGACUAAGUGCCCUCGGGGGACCGGGACCUGCGGGUGGUUUGGGGCAGUUUAUUGAAGACCUUCCGGAACUGGAGAGCUCCUGCCUACCUGUCUGUCUCUCUGUCUGUCUGUCUGUCUGUCUGGGAAUCUGCAGCCAUGGUGCGUGUUCUAGGAACAAGAGCCUCCUUUCUUCGGGCCACCUGAUCUCGGGGGCUGAAGCUUCGGCUGCCAGCUGGAUGGUCUCAAACGGGCAUCGCCAGAAUUUCCUGAGUCUUGGCCCCGGGUUCAGGUUGCCAGUGAGUGACCUUGUUCUGGAAACAGGACGUUCUGCAUUAUGAUCCAAUAAAGGAGGCAGCAGAGCUCUCAUUCUUGCUCCCAGAGUUCCUAGCCAGAAGGGGCAGCCCCCGAGUGUGGCUAGACUCUACCUCCUUUUCUGUAAAAGAAGGAAGCAGCCCUUGCACCCUGUGCCUCCCAACGUCGGAUCCUUCCGAACCAGCCAGACACUCGGGCCCCCCCCCCCCAAAUAAAGGAUGCCCCUGGGCUCAGGAAGGCCGGAGCUGGUGUUGGAAGGAGCUCAGGGCUGCCCUGGGGUGAAUGUGGGCUGCACGUGGAAAUAAAUCCCGGUGAAUUUCCCCUUC